Molecule: messenger RNA, 5878 nt
Organism: Lepus europaeus (European hare)
Lineage: Eukaryota; Metazoa; Chordata; Mammalia; Lagomorpha; Leporidae
Gene: STARD13
Product: StAR related lipid transfer domain containing 13
Exons: 14
Coding region: 104-3490 (1128 amino acids)
Biological process (GO): regulation of Rho protein signal transduction; signal transduction; actin cytoskeleton organization
Molecular function (GO): protein binding; lipid binding; GTPase activator activity
Source: RefSeq, a predicted model, not a curated record
UGGGUCUGUUGAGCUCUCCUGGGCUUGGUUGCCUUUGACUGAGACUGGAGGCAGACGGAAAGAGCCACAGGCAGACUGAGGUGGCAGUAGAAAACCUGCCGGGAUGUUCACUCAGGUGCCCAGGACCCCAGCUUCAGGCUGCUACUAUCUAAAUUCCAUGACACCUGAGGGCCAGGAGAUGUACUUGCGAUUUGAUCAGACUACAAGACGCUCUCCUUACAGGAUGAGCCGGAUUCUAGCACGCCAUCAGCUAGUGACUAAAAUUCAACAAGAAAUUGAGGCGAAAGAAGCAUGUGACUGGCUCCGUGCUGCUGGUUUCCCGCAAUACGCUCAGCUAUAUGAGGAUUCACAGUUUCCCAUCAACAUUGUGGCUGUCAAGAAGGAUCAUGAUUUUCUUGAAAAAGACCUUGUAGAACCCCUUUGCAGACGACUGAACACGUUGAACAAGUGUGCCUCAAUGAAACUUGAUGUGAACUUCCAAAGGAAGAAGGGUGAAGACUCCGAUGAGGAAGACCUCUGUAUCAGCAACAAAUGGACUUUCCAAAGGACCAGCCGCAGGUGGUCUCGCGUGGACGACCUGCACACCCUGUUCCCCGGAGGAGACAGAAAUGGGUCGCUGGGAGGCCCUAGGAUGCGCAACACGACCAGCAGCGAGAGCGUCCUCACAGACCUGAGCGAGCCCGAGGUCUGCUCCAUCCACAGCGAGAGCAGCGGAGGCAGCGAGGGCCGCAGCCAGUCGGGCCAGUACGGGGCUGACAGCCCGGUCAUGCUGGAGGCCACGCUGGUCGGCAGCAGCCUCCCCCAGUCCCGAGAAGGCCUCAGCCACCCUCUCCACACCAGGAAUGAGAAACCUGGCAGGGCCAGGGCCAAGUCGUUUUUGAAACGCAUGGAAACGCUGCGCACCAAAGGAUCCCACGCACGGCUUAAGGGGCCCGGGCGGACAGGCGGCCUGGUCAUCAGCGGGCCUGUGUUACAACAGGAGCCGGAGUCCUUUAAGGCCAUGCAGUGCGUCCAGAUCCCAAACGGACACCUCCAGACCUCGUCCCCCGCUGCCUGCCAGAAAGGGCUGCCCGGCUCCGGCAAAUCGAGCGGGGACAGCAGCCCCUCGGAAAACAGCAGCAGCGGGGUGAGCACGCCUUGCCUGAAGGAGCGGAAAUGCCACCAGGAGGCCAACAAGCGCGGGGGCAUGUACCUGGAGGACCUGGAUGUGCUGGCCGGGACCGUGCUGCGGGAGGCAGGGGACCAGCACCACACGCACGGCUUUCACUCCCAAGAGAACUUGCUGGUGCAUAUCCCCAAGGAUCACAAACCAGGAACGUUCCCCAAGGCACUUUCCAUCGAGAGCCUGUCGCCCACUGACAACAGCAAUGGGGUUAACUGGAGGACCGGGAGCAUCUCCCUGGGCAGACAGCAGGGCCCAGGGGCCAGGGAGCCGCGGCUCAUGGCGCCCUGCCACAGAGCAAGCCGAGUCAGCAUCUAUGACAACGUGCCCGGCUCCCAUUUGUACGCAAGCACGGGGGACUUGCUGGACCUGGAGAAAGAUGACCUCUUCCCCCACCUGGAUGACAUCCUGCAGCAAGUCAGCGGGCUCCAGGAGGUGGUGGACGACUGGUCAAAGCAUGUCUUGCCGGAACUGCAAACUCAGGAUGCGCUGGCUGGGGAGCCCGGCUUAGCGCCCUUUCCAUCUCCUAAUCAGAUCACCUUGGACUUCGAAGGCAACUCAGUCUCUGAGGGUCGGACCACGCCCAGCGAUGUAGAAAGAGACGGCGGGUCUCUGAAUGACUCCGAGGUCCCUGGGGUCAGAGAGAGGAGGGAUUCUGGUGUGGGAGCCUCUCUGACCAGGCCGAACAGGCGACUGCGAUGGAACAGCUUCCAGCUCUCACACCAGCCCCAGCCCUCGCCGGCGUCACCCCACAUAAGCAACCAGACGGCCAGCCAGCUGAACCUGCUCCAGCGCUUCUCACUGCUUCGCCUCACAGCCAUCAUGGAGAAGCACUCCAUGUCCAACAAGCACGGCUGGACAUGGUGCGUAGCACGUUCCGGAGAGGGGAUCGUUUAUCCUAGAGCUAAGUCGGUUCCAAAGUUCAUGAAGAGGAUGAAGGUUCCGGACUACAGAGACAAGGCUGUCUUUGGCGUUCCUCUCAUAGUCCACGUCCAGAGAACAGGACAGCCUCUGCCCCAGAGUAUUCAGCAAGCACUGAGAUACCUGCGCAGCAACUGCCUCGAUCAGGUGGGUCUUUUUCGCAAGUCAGGAGUGAAGUCUCGAAUCCACGCCCUACGUCAAAUGAACGAGCACUUCCCUGAGAACGUCAGCUACGAAGACCAGUCCGCCUAUGACGUGGCAGAUAUGGUGAAGCAGUUCUUCCGGGACCUCCCAGAGCCACUUUUCACCAACAAGCUCAGCGAGACCUUCCUCCACAUCUACCAGUAUGUCCCCAAAGAGCAGCGGCUGCAGGCAGUGCAGGCUGCCAUUCUGCUCCUGGCCGAUGAAAACAGGGAGGUCCUGCAGACGCUCCUGUGCUUCCUGAAUGACGUGGUCAACCUGGUGGAAGAGAAUCAGAUGACACCCAUGAAUCUGGCUGUGUGUCUGGCCCCUUCCCUGUUUCAUCUCAAUCUGUUGAAGAAGGAAAGCUCUCCCAGAGUCAUACAGAAGAAAUACGCCACUGGGAAGCCAGAUCAAAAGGACCUCAAUGAGAAUCUGGCUGCUGCGCAGGGUCUCGCCCACAUGAUCAUGGAAUGUGACAGACUUUUUGAGGUCCCACAUGAGAUGAUAGCCCAGUCUCGUAAUUCCUAUAUGGAAGCUGAGAUCCAUGCACCAACCCUGGAAGACCUGGGGGCCCAGCUGGAGGAGAGCGGGGCGACUUUCCACACCUACUUGGAGAAUCUUGUCCAUGGCCUGCAGAAAGAAGCCAAGGAGAAGUUCAAAGGAUGGGUCACGUGCUCCAGCGCCGACAACACAGACCUUGCCUUCAAAAAGGUGGGGGACGGGAACCCGCUGAGGCUGUGGAAGGCCUCUGUGGAGGUGGAGGCGCCCCCGUCGGUGGUGCUGCACCGCGUGCUGAGAGAGCGCCACCUGUGGGACGAGGACUUUGUGCAGUGGAAGGUGGUGGAAACUCUGGACAGGCAAACAGAGAUCUACCAGUACGUGGUGAACAGCAUGGCCCCCCAUCCCUCCAGAGACUUCGUGGUUCUCAGGACCUGGAAGACCGAUUUGCCCAAAGGAAUGUGUACCCUGGUGGCCCUCUCCGUGGAGCACGAAGAAGCGCAACUCAUGGGCGGCGUGCGGGCGGUGGUGAUGGAGUCUCAGUACUUGAUAGAACCCUGUGGCUCUGGCAAGUCGAGACUGACCCACAUCUGCCGGGUGGACCUGAAAGGUCACUCCCCAGAAUGGUACAGCAAAGGCUUCGGACAUCUGUGCGCAGCGGAGGUCGCCAGGAUUAGAAACUCUUUCCAGCCCCUCAUUGCUGAGGGCCCAGAGACCAAAAUCUGAGCUUUUCCAGGGGACACCAAACUCAGGGAAGAGGAAGAGAAAGCAAAUGCUUGUGACAGAGAGCGUGCGCGUGAGGAAACCAGAGAGAGAGAGAAUGUGGGUGACCCACGUGGUUAACGCUUCGGAAUGGAAGCAGUGAGAAGCAGGUGGCUGGAUGAGGAUGCAAGGAUUUCUGAGAACUUUCCGAGCCUUCCUGGAGAUGGCUACGUCUGUGCUAAAAGAAUAUUUUUAAAAAUCAGAACAUUUAUCUAUGUUACUUAAAAUUCCGUGGACUAUUCCUUGUGCAUUGCCUAAUUUGCUAUUUAAAGGCUUCUAAGAAGCAUAUACGGGAUUGUAAAUAAAUGUAUGUAUAACAUUUGUACAUAUGUGUGUAUAUCUCUAUCCUUACUGUACAUUUGUAAAGUAUCAAUUUUAUAGAUAAUUGUUUUGAAAUGGAAUGUCUGACCCGGUGAGUCCCUUCCUCACGUCGUUACCCUGUGCCCUGGCUCCCCACCGUCCCAUAAGCUGAGCAGGACCUGCUGCUAACACCAAAGUGCGAGCUCAUGUGGUCCGUCGGUCUACCUGAUGACUAACCAAAGAUCAGCUAACCAAAGGGAAACCCCAUUAAAAGGUUCCGAUGCCUUGGCGAUUCGCUCCUGGUAUCCAAAUCCUGAGAGUGGAGUGUUGGGACGAAGCAAGGGAAAGAAUACUGACUUCGUUCAUGCGAAGCAGUGGGUGAGAAGUCUUUACCAGACUGAAGUGUAGAGAGAUGAGCAGCUGCCCCUGGACCUUCCGGAUGCAACUUCAGUGAGGCUGAUGGAGCCCGGCAGUCCGUGCCGGUGACUGAGAACCCAGAUCCCCCUGCCCCAGUAGAGCUGAAGAGCCCUGACAUCUGCACAGCCAAAGACAGCCUCUGUGUGGGCUCGAGUUUUCACAGAAGCAAGGGUACUUCAAAAAGCUCAUGGGAAAGUACAGUUAAAAGAUCAUGCAUGUUUCCCCAAGUUUUUGAAGUAGCCUCCUAUUUUUCAUAACGGUGUUAAACGUUACUCUGUUUGACCAGUGGCCUUCACGGGCAUUGGCGUUUGCUUACCAAUGCAUUGCACUGAAUUUAACUUGGACACCAGACAAAGAGAGAUGAUGGUGGUUCACGCCAGGAAACUCACCUCUUGUUCUGCAUGAUGCUCUUAAGACAGAACUCAUUCAAGUUCUGCAAUCUGAAAGACAGGGUUUUUAAUUAAUAUAAGACCAAAACUAUGUUCUUUAGUUAGCUUUAGGAAAUAUAAACAGGUUUAUUAAUUUCAUGUUUCUUUGUUAGCUGGCUCAAACUACCUAUGCAUUUGACCCAAUCUUAUUUAUUAUUGUAAAGGAUGAACAAGUUGAUUCUCCUAAACCAAUUGCUAAUGAAUUUGUUUUUAUUAUAAUUCAGCAACUGUAAAAGAAAGAUAACUUAUUGUGUUUGGUUUCAGGGAGAGAGAUUUUCUCUGGUUGUCUGUGACAGAGAUGGAUCUCUCUAAUGUUAGAAGAAAAAAAGAAAUGAGAGGUUCAGGGGUUUUUUUGUAUUAUAGGCAUUUACGUAAUGUUUUCUGUUAUCAGCAAUGUGCAAUUAUCUUAUUGAAAGGAAUAAAUAUGCUAUAUAUGAGUUGAGUAUGGUGCGAGGCAAAUCAUACUGUUUCUAUUAUGACUAGGGAUUUUCUAUCCACCUGUCUACCUAAUAAGGUGACAGCAAACCCAUAAUUUACCAUUUGGACAUUGCUUUGUGAACAAAACAAAGUCAUGUGUAACUCUCUGUGCUGGGUUACUUUUUAUGCAUCAACAAGAUGGAUAAUGAAGUUUAAUCUAGCUAGACACUGGCCCUGCCCUGGGGACAGGACCCUACAUGUUUGGAAAACAUGAGAUAGGCACACAGAAUGAAGGGUAUUGUACCCCCAGGCAGGUCCGCGCUGCACGUGACGCACACACACAUGUCGCCUGAGAGCUUGUUAAAAUGCAGACUCAUGCAGCAGUCUGGAGUGGGCCCCAGAGUCUGCAUUGCUAAUGGGCCUCGGGGAUGCCUCUGCUGCUGGUCCAGAGACCGCACUCUGAGACGCAAGGACCCAGAGGACACUUAGAAUAAAAGCAAACGCGACUGUACUUCUGACUCCCCUCCCUUGGAAUCGCCUGGCUGGUUUUUGGUUGUGCACAUGCUCAUCACAUCCCUGCAGCUUAUGAAUUCAGUGCAUCCUUUUAACAAAAGGAAAAGGGGGAGAGGGGUCAAAGAUGCAUCAUACUUAUUUGUCAAAUACCACAGUAUUUUAUUCAUGGUUAUCUUGCCAAUGGAAAUAAAAUAUGAUAUUGCAUUUAAAUAUUAUAUUUAUACCUCAUGUAUAUUUUACCUCGAUUGUUGGUAUCAAUCAUCAAUUGUAAAUAAUU